AGUUUGGAGCAGCUAAACAGCAGCUAACCACUUCCUUUCCCCUGCGCCUCCUCCACAAAUACAUGUAAAAGCUGAUGUUGAAGUUUCAGUCUUUAUCUGAAGGCCAUUAUGUUCAGCCUACACCAAGCAGCUCUGCUCUCCAUUCAAGUAUUAAUUAUGUGCCAUGUCUCUGCAGCUGUCUGCCUCUACAGAAAAAGCUGGACCCAGACCCCAAACCAGGACCAAGAAAGCAGGGCCCUGAGCUAUGCCCAGUUUUCUGUUCAGUUUGGAAGAGAGUCCAUACAGGUGGCUCCACCUGCUCCAUCCCAAAGUUGUGCAGAAUACAAAAUGCAGCCCAGACAGAGGGAGUCGGUUCAUCUAGAGGCUCAAUUCAAUCCUGCCAAGCAUGAAGUUCAGUAUAAAGCUGAAUAGGAAACAAAAGAUGUGUUGAACAGAAGAGAGACGACACAUUGAUUGAUGAUGGCGACUGCCCCCCUUGGUGACCCAUGUUAAAAAAACAACAUUACAGCUGACACUUUUAUCCAA
Molecule: messenger RNA, 525 nt
Organism: Perca fluviatilis (European perch)
Lineage: Eukaryota; Metazoa; Chordata; Actinopteri; Perciformes; Percidae
Exons: 4
Coding region: 109-411 (100 amino acids)
Source: RefSeq, a predicted model, not a curated record